Messenger RNA from Syngnathoides biaculeatus (alligator pipefish), 1963 nucleotides. It is a transcript of the gene rad51d, whose product is annotated as RAD51 paralog D. The coding region runs from base 558 to 1793 and encodes 411 amino acids. The record is from RefSeq and is a predicted model, not a curated record. The transcript has 11 exons. Gene Ontology annotation, cellular component: replication fork; Rad51B-Rad51C-Rad51D-XRCC2 complex; centrosome. Lineage: Eukaryota; Metazoa; Chordata; Actinopteri; Syngnathiformes; Syngnathidae. Gene Ontology annotation, molecular function: single-stranded DNA binding; ATP-dependent DNA damage sensor activity; ATP binding. Gene Ontology annotation, biological process: reciprocal meiotic recombination; DNA strand invasion; double-strand break repair via homologous recombination.
UCAAAAUAUUCGUUAUUUUUCAUGAAUGUAAUGUUUUUUUAAUAACUGUAUUUUCAACACUUUUUCACGAGCCAUUUAAGACUACAUUACCCACAAUACGUCGCUGUGUUGCGAAACUAUGGCUGCCUGUUACUAAGUUAAUGCAGUUUAAAUAGUUUCCUUUGUCUGAGCAAGCUAAAAAUCGAUUCAUAUUUUAAAGCGAGUUGUGUAUCUAUUUAGAGUAAAUGUAUUUUUAGCUAGUUGGUUCGUUAAACUGCCACAACUUACCCACAAUGCAUCACGCCCCUGCUGAUGUUUGAAAACGGGACGUUUGUGUGUUUAUUUAAAAGCGCGUCAAAUGUUUUUAAAUUAUGUCAAACAAGUUACGCAACUUUUAACCAAUUUCAGUCGAUUUGGUCGAAAAUGGCGUUUAUUCUUGAGGGAGACGCGAAGAGUAGAUUUAGAGUUUACUGUUUUUAGUACUUUUUGGUUCGUUAAACUACAUUACCCACAAUGCAACACGCCCAUGGUGCUGUGUGAAAGCGGGUCGUUUGUAUGUUUGUUUGAAAGCGCGUCAAAUGUUUUUAAGUUAUGUCAAACAAGUUACGCAACUUUUAACUAAUUUCAGUCGACUUUGUCAAAAAAGGCGUUUAUUUUUGAAGGGGACGGGACAAAAUGGAAAAGUGCUCCCGCCGAAGCUAAAUCGCCGCAAUGCUAAAAACACACGUACGCUAGCUUGCUGGGUUUCUCCAAAAGUAAAAGCGAAAGAAGUUUUAAUGUUGUUUCUGAGUCAUUAUUUACUUUUUCCUCCACAACGAGAGAACAUGGUGCUUUUGCGUGAAGGGAUGUGUCCUGGACUGGAUGAAGAUUUAGUUCGUCGCUUGCGAAACGCUCAAGUCAAAACAGUGGAAGAUCUCGUCUCGUCGGAUAUGGAGGACCUCGCGCAGAAGUGUUCGGGGUCGUAUCAGGCUCUGAUAGCCAUCCGCAGGGUGCUGCUGGCCCAGCACGCCGCCUUCGCCGUGUCGGGAGCUGACCUCUAUGACGAGCUCCUCGCUUCCACCGCCAUCCUCUCCACCGGAAACUCUGCGCUGGACGCCCUGCUGGAUUCGGGUGUGUACACGGGCGAGAUCACAGAGCUGGCAGGCGGGCCAGGAAGUGGCAAAACUCAGGUGUGCUUGGGCACGGCAGCGCACGUCUCGCACCACCUGAGGCAAAACGUGGUCUACGUGGACACCACGGGGGGGCUGUCGGCCAGCCGUCUGCACCAAAUGCUGCGAAGCCAGACAAGUAGCGACACCGAGCAGAUGGAAGCCCUGCAGAGGAUCAGCGUGCAUCGCGCGUUUGACAUCUUUUCCCUGCUGGACCGUCUGUACCAACUCGGUGGCGACGGUCUUCGGCAGGAAGCGAGCGGCGGCUCCGCCAAGGCGCUGAUUGUGGACUCGGUGUCGGCCGUGAUCGCUCCUCUGCUGGGAAGCAGGCAUCAUGAAGGCAUGCACAUGAUGAGUCAAGUGGCCCUCGCCCUCAAGACCAUGGCCAAGGAUUUCAACAUCGCGGUUUUGGUGACCAAUCACGUGACGAGGAGCCAGGAGGGUGAGGUACGUCCGGGCCUGGGCGCGUCCUGGGGUCACGUCCCGAGAGUCCGAGUCCUGUUGGAGCGGCUUCCCGCCGUUGGCCGACCCGCCAUCCGCUCGGCGACCCUGAUCAAGUCUUCCAGGCGGCCGUGUUUCCUGCAAGCCGAGUUGGACUUGGAGAGUUGGAGUGGCUGCGAGCGCGCCAUGUCGGCAAAGCGGACGCUGGAUGCCGCGGUUUCUUGACAACCAUCGUCUGCCUUGAAAAGGAUUCUGGCUAGCAGGGAGGCACCACCCGCCUCUUGCGAAUGCACUCCCAGAUCCAGUUGGGCGACACCCGCUGGGCCCGGCCGGCGCCGCCCUCUUCCUCCCCGUCGCCCGCCAGCGUGUGGGUGGCCGAGGUGGCGUCGUAGUCG